Trichobilharzia szidati is the source of this 2437-nucleotide messenger RNA. The record is from the annotation of a GenBank genome assembly. NCBI's taxonomy places the organism in Eukaryota, Metazoa, Platyhelminthes, Trematoda, Strigeidida, Schistosomatidae.
AUCUUUUCAAAAUCCAAAUGUGAAUGAAUAAUCUUGCCUUAUUCUGGAAAUAUCUCCUGUAUCACUCACUUAUAUUAUUUACAGUGAAGAAAUCCUGUCACCAAUAUCCAGCAGUUGUCGCAAUUGUAAUGAUAAGUACUCGGAUUACUGAAAACAAAAUCAGAUUUGGCUAUGAUAUGAAUAUCUUUCCUGAGGCAACAUCAAUUCCUUGUACAUAAUCUUGCAGAAAAUAAAUUCGUCUUAGAAGCCAACUGAACUAGAAUGAAUGUCAGUCAACAUAAUCAAGAAGUACUGACCCCGUUCGUUCUAAAUUUGUUCAUACUUAAUAAAAGUUCAGAAUGCAAAAAGAUGGAAUCACAGCCUGUCCUUGACAUUGUUAGAGCCUAUUGGACUAUGGUCCUGAUAUUAGGCCCAUUAAACACUAUACUGAAUGGAUUAUGUAUCUACAUCUUUAAUCAUACUGCAUGGAAGAAAUCAGUUAUGAGCAAAAUAUUGAAAGGUCUUUCAAUCAUUGAAUUUGGAAUGGGAUUUAGUUUAUUUAUCAAUGCGGUAACUUCAAUCAUAAACAUAAGUAAAGAGAAUGUAGUCAUGAAUAUGAUUUCAAAAAAUGAUGGACAAAACAAGUUACAGAAACAGUUUAAUGAUAAUUACAUAGAAGAACAUAAAGAUGACUACGUAACAGCAAUAUGCAUAUUUUUUAUUACAACAGUGUGCAGUCGAAUUUUAGCAGUAUUUCAAAUAUCACGAAACUGGUCAGUCGUUUUACUUGCAGCCUAUCGUUAUGAUCAAAUCUGUCGACCACUUGGCACACCAAGUUCAUUUCCACGUGAACGUAUGCGUUACAUAUUAUGGGCUAUAUUUACGCUAGCCUGUUUAGUUAUCAUACCAAGAAUAUUUGAAUCCAGUGUAGUUGUUUGCUAUACAUCAGGGAUUGUUUCAAGAGAAAUUCCUCUACUGCUCAGUUAUAAACUUUAUCAAAUCUUGUACUUAGGAAUAAUUAUGUUCAUUGUACAAUCUGGUGGACCAGUAAUCUGUGUUUGUGUUUUAAGCGCUUUUGUUAUAAGAGUUAUAGCGAAACGCAGAAAAUUUCAUCGAGAAAAAGAAAAAAGGUCAGCAAGAAAUUUAUUAAGACGUCAAACAAUUGAAACGGAGGCUAGUCAAGCAAAUCCCAAUGCUUCUGUACACAGUAAAACUAAUGAUAAUCAUCAUUCACAACAGCGUAAUUCUAAUGGUCUAACACUAGAGUUGAAUGAAAGACCAGCACCAUCUGGUGACAAAUUAAUGUUCGCUGUAUGCAUUACAUUCUUUGUAUUAGAAACACCGGCAUUUUUCAGUAAAAUACUAAAUCCAUAUUUGGAGAAAGACUAUCCAUUAGUUGAUAUGACAGUAUCGGUGAUUGCGAAUUUAUUGAUCUAUUUAGAUUCAACAUUGAAUGCAUUUGUUUAUAUGGCGUCAAAUCCCUUAUUCCGUAAAAUUGCUCGAGAAGAGUGUAUACACUUUCGUGAUCGUUUUUGUUGUUUCAAAAAGACGAAACCACCUCUUUUGAAUAAAAAUAGUCGUCUUUUAGAAAACGAAUCGAUCACAGCAGCAACAAACUUCUGAACUUCUGAUGCAUUAUGUUUACAUAAAUAAAAUUAUUUAGCGUUGUACAAAUCCUUUUGUUGUAUAGUUGUAUAGUUCUUUUCAGUCUUCUUGUUUGUCUUCUAAAAAUAAUAUUUAAAAAAGUUAUAUAAUAUGGGUGUAUUUAUCAUACAGUUGUAAAUGAGUUUGGAUAGCUUCUGACUACGGGCAUGCACUGCAUACCAGUGAAAUAUGAAAAAUCCUGAUUAUACACCUUUUUAAUAUAUAUUUAUUAACCCAGUCUCUAAAACAAUUAAAAUCAAUCUGUUGAACUUAAAACAUAUAUAAAUCUGCUGUAAACUCUGAGACUAGAAGUCCCAAUGCCAAUGAACUCUCUAUUUGACACUGUAGAGAGUUAGAUUAUCAUUUCACAGAGUCCCAUAAACAAAUUUAAACAAUUAGACAGAGGAGAAAAAUUUUGUGAAUAAAGAUUCUUUUCUGUUGUCUUUUGUGAACAGAAUUUUUUCAAAUGUCAAUCGUUUAUGUCUUAAACUAUGUCCCUCAAGAGUGAAAAACUUUUAAAUCUUUGUAUUUUACAACAUUAUUAAUAAACUUUGCAUAAUGUAUACUACUUCGUUUUAGAUCAUUGUACUAAACAUUUUGAAAUGAUAAUUAUGGGUUUCAUAAACAUACCUUAAGAUUUAUUGUUUUAUAAUAACUUCGAAGUUAUUGUAACUAAUGCCGGUUUUUAGACGCUUCUAUGAUUGUCAAUGCUUGAAGAAUAAGUUUUCUUAUGUUGUCAUUAAUGAUCACUUAAUUCCAAGAAAGCAGGAUAAUCGACAUAUUUACCAAUAUAUGUGAAGAGAUUCACCACCAC